CAAACGACGACAACCACGCACAGUGGUAGAGGAAGCCUCUGGAAGUUUAUGGUAGUGCACUGUUAUUGAAAGGGAUAAGAAGGUUGUAAAGAACAUAGCUGCGAGCAGAGGUCAAGUCCUCCAGCUUGUCAUAGCUGUGUGGAAAGGAGUGAUGGAUAAAAAACCAUGUUCCGAAUUUUCUCUUUCCGAUGGUCUUUUUCGAUCUCCUGAUGGUCCCAUAGUUCGAAUCCAAGACACUGCCCACCGCGCGAUCACGCUCCAUCAACUCGAACGGCUGGUUGCCCAUGUCGAAGAACAGUUGUCUUCAGGACCAUGGCUACGAGACGACGGAUCUCUCAUUUCAUCCCUCCAUCAAGUGACACUCUAUGAUUUGAAUCAUCACCUGAUCUUGCCCACCACACGGCCAUUCAAGUGCAGUUUGGUAGAACUCUUGUCCGACACGAAAGGUCCUCAACCACCCGAUGUAUUCACAUCACACUAUUGGGGAGAACCAAUCAUACACCUUCUUCGUUGCCUUCAGCAACAUGCCAAAGAUCGGGGAUUGGCGUGUCAACCAGGAGAUGAGCAAUACGUAGAGGGACAAUCCUUGGGCAGAUCACCACGGUAUUGGAUCUGUGCUUAUGCGAACAAUCAACACAAUCUCGACGCCGAAUUGUCCAAUCAUGGAACAGAUUCGGUAGAACAAACGUCCUUUGUACGGGCCAUGCGACAGAGCCGAGGAACUGUGUUGGUCGUAGAUGACACUGCCACUUGCUUUUCCCGUCUAUGGUGUGUUUAUGAAAUUUAUUCGUCCUUGCUGGGAGGAUGUCGAUCCGAUAGUCAGUAUACCUUUGACUUCUAUACAGCCAUUGCAAAAGACAACAAGAUCACGGCCGUAGGCAUUAUGGAUGGAAUGGCGGCUGUGGAUUGCAAUGCGGAAAUGAAAUGGGAACGAGAGUCCCAAUUUCCCAUGGAACGGCUGCGGCAAGGAAUGAGCUUUGAUUGUCGCAAUGGGAGAGCCUCCCUAAGAGCCGAUGAAAUCAGGAUUCAUCAAGCCAUUGGAAACGGUCAACAAAAGACAAGACUGAACAAUACCGUCCAUGGAUUGGUCGCCGCCACGGUCUUGCGACGGGCUCUCGAAUCACCACGUCAAGGACGACAAGUCGCAUUGGAAGCUCUGCAACUGGGACGCAUUCGAAAGCUAUCUCUGUACAUGGAAGAUAGUUUCGCAGAUUCACACGACAACAUGAUACGAGUCAUAGACUCGUUGGAUGGUGACGCCUGCGAACUGCUCUAUCUGCAAAGCGACACGCUCGAGAUGCUGCCAUCCGAUUUUGGACGAUUUCAGCAGCUGAAACAACUCAGUUUCAUGGGAUGUCGUAGUUUGAAAUGUCUUCCAGAGAGCUUUGGUGAACUUUGCUCGCUCCAAGAACUCCAUUUGCAAUUCUGCACCAGUCUCACGGAAUUGCCCCACAAUUUUGGCAGCCUCUCUUCCUUGUCAUGGAUCAGUCUCGAUGGGUGUCCGAUUGAAACCUUGCCGGGAUCGUUUGGACAAUUGACCAGUCUGUCUCGUUUGUACCUCACCGACUGUGCUUGCCUCCAACAAUUGCCCGACAAUUUGCAUCAACUCAAAUACCUGAAGAUCCUCCAUCUCAACCGUUGCAUUCGUUUGGAACGGAUGCCAGAGUCUCUCCCUUGUUCGCUCCACACCUUGCAACUGGAACGUUGCCAAAGCCUGACGCGCUUGCCCGUACGAAUGCAAGAGUUGACAAGUCUACAAACGCUGAAUCUCUGGCAAUGCACUGGGCUGAUAGCUCUCCCGCAACUGACGCAAUCCAGUUUGACAACGAUUCAGACGGGAGGUCUGGAUCCACAACUUGUGGAGGGAUGGGAAGCGUCAGGAAGAAAGUAUUAUGCAUUGAAAUUGGAAAGAUAGGAGGUCCAUGUCGCCGGAGCGAAAGUGAGCAACUCGUUUGCUGAUGUCGACGCACGGGUCUCCCGCGAGGACGCGAAAAUAUACUCGUCGACAAUCGACAUCCACUUUUCCUAUGACCAUUCUGCAAACAAGCGUACCAGCACUUAGUUUAGAAACUCCAGUCUGCUUGGAUUUGAACGCCGUCACAUUUCUCCGGAUUGAUUUGAUGCUUUGCAAUCACCUGCCUACCGUACCCGUACCUACACAGAGCAUUCUCGAUCGUCGCUUACCAACCAGCAGAGUCAAAGGAUUCGAAGCCAGCAGCGACACUCCCUUGGACGUGAUCUUCUCGAAGACAGGUACUGGUACCUGGUACCGGUAGGAAAGACCGGAGACCUAAAUAUGGCCUAUCUGUGAAAUCCCCGCAGAAGUGGCAUGUAGCACCCUCGAACAUUCGUAAUCAUCUCCUCGGUUAGCCGCACUGAGGGCUUUGAUAAGACAGCAUUUAUUUGUACUGCAGCGAGGAUCGGAUCAUCGGGAGCCUGAAAGGCUUCGACGUUCUGGAUGGUGCCCUCAUCGGAUCGUGUAUACUUGUCUGCGUUUCUUGUUGCGCUUUCGAAUCGUGUGGUAGUUUGUGACCAGCUGCCAGCCUUCGUAGGCCUCUUCGGGCACGAAAAUUUGACGAUGUGGACUGUGGACUUUGGCUCGUGAGCUUGAGAAGUUUCUUUGAUCUCCAUCAUUCACUGCAUCUUCUACUCGGCUGUCGAGCCCCCUUCUCUCGGCCGUCACGACAGGGUACGUGCUCGAAGAGCCUCUGCCGGGGAUCGGGAUCCCCUGUUGGCAAGCUUUCCGGAACCGGCAAGGACCGAUAACACACACACAGUAUAGAUGGAGUUUGGUUUCAAAAGCAAAGUGGAUGGUCGCACACGAAAUACGAUGCCGGUACGUUGUAAGUGCAUGCUCCAGGGCUCGCACACAUGGCUAUGGCCAAAACAUCCGAUCAAACUACGUGCUCGUCGACAACAGUCGGCCGCCUCGUGACACUCCUUAUGCCCAUGCAUAUCAUGGCUCGGCAUUAACGGGUCAGGAUGACGACCCGGCAAGAGAUGGCGGGGUUACAAUAUGAUUGAUGGAGUCUGAAAGUUUUGACCGGUUUGGUAAAUCAGAGCUCGACUUUUCUUAUAUUCAUCCUUCCGUCAAAGAAGAAUUGGAACAGGCACAAUCGCAUCCGCACAAAAUAGGGGUACAGUCAAACCCAAGAUAACAGGGCUGAGUGUACCACACUGGCCCAUUGGUACAAGAGACGUUCUGCAAGAAGCAUAGCUCCGGUGGUAUUGUGCCAGACAAGCCAAGGUUGCCAGUUAGAUUCAAAGAAUCCAAGUUUGUCAAAAGGCCCAAUGCAGAUGGCACAGGUUCGGUCAACUGAUUUGCAUCCAAAUUCAAGACUGUCAAACCAAUCAGCUGACCAAACUCAGAAGGGACAGGUCCAGUGAACUGAUUUUCGAAGCACCAAAAUUGUGACAGUUCAGAGAGUCUUCCAAGCUCUGAUGGAAGGGGUCCGGUGAACUGAUAUAUGGUAAAUUCCAAGUGAGACAUUUUAGUGAGACUUCCAAGUUCCGAAGGAAUUCACCCAGUGAACUGGUUUCCCCAAAUGCCAACUCAUGUAAGCCAGUUAGCUGUCCAAGCUCUGAAGGAAUCUGGCCUGAUAACUGAUGUUCCAACAACCACAACAUUUCCAAAACAAUAAGCUGUCCAAGCACACUUGGGAGUUGCCCAGUCAUGUGUCCGUCAGACAAUACCAGAGCAGCCAAAUCAGUCAUCUCAUACAAUCCUGCAGGGAAGAGAGAUGAAAUUGAUGUCUCAAUCUCAUUGAAAGUAAGCUCAAGGUGUGACAAGGCAGUCAACAUGGUGAUCUCUGGUGGAAUAGAAGGUGUCAAACCAGAAAGCUGGAGGUCUUCCAACCAAAGAGAGGUAAAUUUGCCAUGAUUGUUGCAGGGAAAUGAAGCGCUGACACGUGGAAAUUCCCAGAAUUUUCCUUCAUAGAAGAAUCCAAAUCCACUGGAGAACCAGUUGCACUCCUCCACUGUGUCAUCCAUCCACCCCAACGCCUUUAUCAGAGCGUUCCAAUUUUCUCCCUCAACGGCAUAGUAGAAUGUAGCAAGAGCAAACAAUUGUUCCUUUCUCCAUUCUGAAAGAAAUGUGAUGUUUUGAUGAUUCACAAGCCAAUUCCAUGCUCUCCACUGAGGUGUUUCACUGCCACUGUUGAGCCUAGCCAAUGUUUGACGGGGUAGAUUAUCUAACAGCAGGCCCAGUGGGGGCUGAUGAUGGUGCUUCGGAAGGCUCUAUGGAGCCAUAAACAGUUGGUGUCUCUGUUGACCCCAAGACAACAACAUCGGGCUCUCUGUUCUGAUGUUUUCCAGUGACUGUGCCAACCACAAUGGCUGCCACAAUGACCAG
This is a messenger RNA of Seminavis robusta, 4351 nucleotides long. The record is from the annotation of a GenBank genome assembly. NCBI's taxonomy places the organism in Eukaryota, Bacillariophyta, Bacillariophyceae, Naviculales, Naviculaceae.